Messenger RNA from Lates calcarifer (barramundi perch), 2258 nucleotides. RefSeq names its product free fatty acid receptor 2. NCBI's taxonomy places the organism in Eukaryota, Metazoa, Chordata, Actinopteri, Centropomidae. The coding region runs from base 390 to 1412 and encodes 340 amino acids. Gene Ontology annotation, cellular component: plasma membrane. The transcript has 2 exons. Gene Ontology annotation, molecular function: G protein-coupled receptor activity. Gene Ontology annotation, biological process: G protein-coupled receptor signaling pathway; cellular response to fatty acid. The record is from RefSeq and is a predicted model, not a curated record.
GGUUGCUUAAACUGGCGACACUUCUUUGGUUUCGUCACAUUCCUCUGUAGUAAAAAAAAAAUCCCCCUGGUUUGUCACUGGACUAUAAGAAUUGAGCUUUGGUCACACAUCUUCACUUUCAUGUGAUGCAGCUCAUAACACAAAGGAGCUCAAAGCCCUCGAGGAAACGAUGAGCGUUGGUUUAUCGGUUGGGACAGGAAAACGACGCUGUCUCGCUGGGUUUGUUCCAGGCAACUGACCCAAUAAGAAGCCUUCGUCUCCUGUGAUUCUGACUGUCUGACAGAUCAAACCUCCCUGUGCUGCAGUGUAUUCAUCCCCCCCAAGAGUCAAGGACAUAAUGUGACACAUCUUGAUCCCUCACUGACUGACUGACUUAAACUGGGGCCACCAUGCAGGAGUGUCACACAGGGCUGUGUCUUUCUGUCUAUGUCAUUACUUUUGUGCUGGGGUUCCCAGCCAAUGUCCUUGCCUUUUACACUUUCUGCAAGAAAGUGAGGCAGAAACCCUCACCGAUCGACAUCCUUCUCCUCAACCUGACCAUCUCUGACCUCCUCUUUCUCCUCUUCCUGCCGUUUAAGAUGCAGGAAGUGAUGAAUAACAUGCUGUGGGACAUGCCUUACCCCCUCUGCCCACUGUCUGGCUUCAUCUUCUACAUGACCAUCUACAACAGCACCUUCUUCCUCACUGCGGUCAGCGUAGAACGCUACCUGGGCGUGGCUUUCCCCAUCCAGCACUCCCUGAGGCGGCGACCCAGGUACGCUGUUGCCGCCAGCAUCUUCUUCUGGAUUUUCUCCUUCGUCCACCUGAGCAUUGUGUUCAUCGUGCCCUUCAUCGGCUCUGAAAACUCUCCGAAUAACACCUCAGGCCACAAUGCCUCAGGUAGCUCUGCCACUGGUGACAACAAUAAGGAGGUGUGUUACGAGAAUUUCACAGAGGCUCAGCUGAAUGUGCUCCUGCCUGUACGUCUGGAGCUCUGUUUAGUACUUUUCUGCAUCCCCUUCCUGAUUAGCAGUUUCUGCUACAUCAAUUUCAUCAGGAUUCUGUCCAAACUGCAGCACAUUGACCGGCGCCGGCGCCUCCGGGCCAUUGGCAUGGCUUUAGGAACACUGCUGGUGUUUGCUUUAUGUUUUGGACCCUACAAUGUCUCGCACAUUGUGGGUUUUAUUACAUGGAAAAGUCCAGACUGGCGAGACAAGGCCCUGCUAUGUAGCACCUUUAACGCCUGUCUAGACCCUCUUAUUUUCUACUUCUCCUCCUCUGCUGUAAGAGGGACUGUGGGUAGUGUGAUGGAAGGAGUUAAAAGCCGCCUACACAGGUGCAUGUCCUGUCACAUGCUCUGGGGCUUGUGGGGGGGAAUUAACGAGACUGAAAAAGAUAAGGAACACAAACAAGAGGAGAUCAAUGCUAUCUGAGCUGACUGAAAGGGAGCUAUGGGCAGCUGCCUUCGUUAAUUUGUUAUUUCUUCAUCCCUAGAAGCAGGAAAUGAAUGUCAUGUUUCUGUUUUUAUACGUGAGAAAAUGACUUUGCAUACUUUAUACAGUGAAACAUGUCUCUGUUUGAGUCUGAUGAACUUCCUAUUUUGAAACAAGAACAGGCCACAGCCGUUUUUAUGCUGCGUAAUGUAUAAAGCCACAGAGACAGGCUACUUUGAACUGUCACAUUCAAGUGAAAAAUAUUUCUUACACAACAGCAGGAUUUCAUAAGAUCUCUAUUCGUGCAGUCAGGUGUUGUAGAGCGCUGCGGUGGAGACGCCGAAAAAAUAGAAUAUCUAAGCAACAGCUUUGUACGUCAUCUCUCAGAGCAAUACGAGAUAAAGCUUUCCUACCAGCUUUAGAAUAUGAACAGGAUAUGUCGUCUGUUUGUAACAACAUGCUCAUUAUGUGUCAAAUGUGAGACCAAAAAGAGAUUCAAACAUGUUGAAAGUGACAGGGCUUUGUAAAAAAAAAAACUGUACAGUUGCUUUUUAUGUGAACAGAUAAUAUAUUUGUGUUUUUUAUAUUUUGUCUUACUUUAUUAUGGACAUUCUCAUUCAGACUAUAAUUUACACAAUAUCGCUUUUAUACUAUAUUUUGAUUAGGAACAUUUUGUUGUAUAUGUCUAAACACAUACACAGGGCUGUGUUUAAACCAUAUGUGGCACUGAAGUUGAAUGCAUGAAUGUAAAUAUAAAUGCAUGUCUGAAGGCUGUAUGACAUGGGUUGUACUUACAUAACACAAGAUAUAAGAACAUUAUUUUCAUAAACAAAUUGCAUGAACAUA